This is a messenger RNA of Uranotaenia lowii, 1323 nucleotides long. RefSeq names its product transmembrane protein 18 (gene Tmem18). Gene Ontology annotation, cellular component: nuclear membrane. The transcript has 4 exons. Bases 215 to 661 code for a protein of 148 amino acids. NCBI's taxonomy places the organism in Eukaryota, Metazoa, Arthropoda, Insecta, Diptera, Culicidae. The record is from RefSeq and is a predicted model, not a curated record.
CAAAAGUAAACAAAGCCAAGCACAGAUUCAUAUUUUCAUACUUUUCACAUUUUGGUCUAAUUAAAUUAUAUUGUAAAGUUAAACCGGCUGUUUGUUUAUAAAUCUCUAUAGCAAAAUCCUUAUCGAAUAGGUAGCGAGCUUUAGUCAUAGUGCAGAUCUGCUUGGGUUAGUUAACUAGUACGGGAAGCUCACUUGCGGUGAAAAACUAAACACAAUGGUUGAUUCUAAUUAUAUUGAAAUUAAUGAAAUAAAAGGAUUUAUCACUUUCCUACAAAGUAUUGACUGGUUCGAUCCAUGGCUAAUCGGACUGAUUACGUUUCAUAUUUGCAUUUUGUCAACCACUCUCAUGACUAGGAAUUGUGGAAAUUUUCAAGUAUUCUUGUUCUUAAUUUUGUUGUUGAUGGUUUACUUCUCAGAAAGCAUCAACGAGUACGCUGCUGACAACUGGAGGAUCUUUUCAAAGCAGCAAUACUUCGACGAUAAGGGUUUGUUCAUAUCGAUCGUAUUUUCGGUACCAAUUUUAUUAAACUGUAUGUUAAUGGUGGGAAGUUGGUUGUACCAGUCAACCCAGCUAAUGACCCGUUUGAAAACUGCCCAGUUAAGGCAACAAAUACGACAAUCUAAUAGUCGCCAAAGGAUACGACAGGAGAGAUUAGAAUGAAUAUGAAAUGGUUGCAGAAUCUUCGUUUCACCGUCACUAUUUGUGGCGCAAAAGGUGUGUCUAUUUAAAUACCAAUACAUACUAUAACUAUUGCAAUCCUCUGAUAACUAGGUGUUGCACGUUAAGCAUCAGAUAGAAAUUUUCAGGAGAACCACAAAUUAAAAUGCAUUCGAAUGAUUUUUUAGUUUCCUUUUCAUUGUUGGAUGAUCGGUGUGCGCUAUUUGAUUUUUUAUACGUUCGUUCUUCACAUUUCGUUAAUAUGAAGAAAUUCCAAUCGCUAGUUUUGUUUUAAAAGUUGAUUUUCUGUGUCAUAUUCGAUGCGCCAAUGCAUCGCUAAAAAAGUGAUUAAACACCGUCUGGAAUAGCGUUAGAACACACGUUCAACACAGAUAACAGUAGUACUUUAUAAUAGUCGAAAUCAAUUUUCAAAAUAAGAGAAAUGGAGUAGAGUAAGUAGCGCACUGCGGAAAAAAGUAAAUUAUGUAGUGUCAAGCUUUAUCGUUUAGCCUGUUAAGAAACGCUUUUGAAAGUUUUAUUUGAAUAUAUUAGACAAUUGUAAAAGUGUAAACUGCUUUACUAAAUAUGUGAAAUAACACUCUAAAAUAGGAACGGUUGUCGAAACUGACAUAAUAAACUAUAAUAUCAACGUGGUUGAAUAAAUA